Molecule: messenger RNA, 942 nt
Organism: Ectocarpus siliculosus
Lineage: Eukaryota; Phaeophyceae; Ectocarpales; Ectocarpaceae
Source: the annotation of a GenBank genome assembly
AUGCUACGACGUCCCUUUUUUUUCUCCAGCUCCGUGUGUCGAGAGGUUUCAGCGGUGGUGGUGGUUGCUGUGUUUCCCAGUCUUGUCAGUUUUGAGUCCCUUUUUUGGUGCGUGUGUAAUUCCAGGAAGGGCAGACGCAGAGCUCUGCCCCCCUUUUGCUCUUUUCAGCCAUUACGAGAACAACCGCGUGCCACGUGCGGGCGAAGCAUCCCGGACGGCCAUGAUGAUUUUUUCGAGGCCUAAAUGGGUGCCUAGAGGUUCCAAAUUGUUUCAGAGACCCAACCAAACAUGCCAUGCAGGCUGCUGUGUUGGGGGGUCGAUGGUUGGGCAUUUUAUGUGACUUCGCGCGGAGAUAACUCGUGCGAAAUUCCCUUGCCUUUUUGUGUUAUACGGUACGUUUUUUGCGUUACUUGGCGUGUGCUGUAAGACGAUUGGGUGCACCCCAUUUGAGAGGCACUUGGUUGCUCGAGGGCUUCUCUCUUGCAGACAUUCAUCGCACAGCAGUAUAUGGUAGGCUAUUCGGAUCAGCUACAAACCUGUGGUCGCGAACAAGGUGCCAUAGUAAGAAUGAGCCGGUAGGAACGAGCCGUCUUUGACGGCGGUCUGUUUGUAUGUGCUUUUUUUGUGGUCGGCCAACAAUUUGUGGCACUCAGGAAAUGUUUUUUUCUGUGGAGUACUGAAUACUAUCACACUACUACUAUCGCGAAGCGUGAGCGUGUGCGAGCUAUGCAUCGUCGUGGCGACUUGCGUGGAGGUGGUUUAAAGCUGGGGCGGGGCGGGGCGAGAGCCUUCUCUCGUUCGAGGUACGGGCGGGUCUGGUCGCGCGUACCACAUUAGAAAGCGUUACCGCAUUUUUACCCAAGGGGAGUCCAAUGGGCGUAGGAUUGGCUGAGAGGGGGCGGGGGGGUGCCAGUUCGGAGUAGCGGAUGCCCCGGGUCCUCU